UGUUUUCUUGGUUAACUCUUUUUUUCUCUUCUUGUUUCCCGUCUCUCUGCCUUCUUCCUUCUUCCAUUUCCUUUCCUUUCCUUUCCUUCUCCUUCUCCAUCGUAGUCUUGGCAGACUCCAAGCUCUAACGCUCUAGUCAUGGAGCAUGCGACACCCUUGGGGAUUGGUUCAGAGUGCGACGUUGAGGAACCGCCGGGUAUCAUAGUUGUCUCAUAUCUGCAACUAAUAAAGCUCUCAGGGGUGAUGUCUUUCAUGGAGUAGUUCAGUCUUUGUAGACUCCAAGCUUCGGCACUUCACAGUCGUCUCGUCGUUUUUGCUGUGUUAAAAUGGCUGUCUCACUCGACGAGAAGAAGAAUUUUACUCUGAAAAAGUCAGAGGAGGCUUUCACUGCUGCUAAGGAGUUGAUGCCUGGAGGUGUAAAUUCCCUUGUUCGUGCUUUUAAAUCUGUCGGCGGACAACCUAUUGUCAUUGAUUCUGUCAAGGGCUCUCACAUGUGGGAUAUUGAUGGCAAUGAGUACAUUGAUUAUGUUGGUUCAUGGGGACCUGCAAUUAUUGGCCAUGCAGAUGAUGAGGUUCUAUUCUUUCUUUGGAAUCCAAUACAUAAUUUGACAAUUCUUAAUCCAUUAUCUAGGGAGAUUCUUCAGAAAGGCAGGAAGAAGAUAGUUUUCUCAACAUGA
Molecule: messenger RNA, 677 nt
Organism: Humulus lupulus (European hop)
Lineage: Eukaryota; Viridiplantae; Streptophyta; Magnoliopsida; Rosales; Cannabaceae
Product: glutamate-1-semialdehyde 2,1-aminomutase, chloroplastic-like
Exons: 4
Coding region: 327-677 (116 amino acids)
Cellular component (GO): chloroplast
Molecular function (GO): pyridoxal phosphate binding; transaminase activity
Source: RefSeq, a predicted model, not a curated record